AUGUUUCCUCUACAACAACCACCGCCUCCAGGACCCUUAGCGCCCGGUCCCGGUCCCCUCGGCGCAACAACACCGCAUUUGUCUUUUUCACAACAUCGAGAUGUUGAUAUCCGCGUCGACGGACCACCGGUUGUAGCUACUAUCCCGCCAUAUCACCGGGUGCGCAUCGGAACCGUUAGCGGUCUCCGUCGUCGUCUUGGUGGCGAGGCAGCUGCUGGUGCGGAUAUCCGUCCCGAUUACUUUGUCGACCCACGAGUAGGCACCGAACUCCACGAUACUGUCGACGCCGAAGACACUUUGGAACCACAACCAUUCGAAAGCUUUCCUCACGUCGUCGACGUCGACCCGCCUGCCCUGGCCGGAACCGUUGUUUCAAUCACGAUGGCUCCCGCAUCUCAACCAACGUCAACACCACAACCAACUUCUCCCACCUCGGCGUCUCCGAUGUCUCAACAAACAGACAACAACACCGAAUGCCGCCUUCUCGGCUCCUUCGCCAUCCUCGUCCAAAUCGCCCUCGGAUGCUUGGCCAUAUCUUCCCUAGUUUACAAACGCUGGCGCGAACGACCACAGAGACCAGUGAAGAUUUGGUUCUUUGACGUGUCGAAACAAGUAUUUGGGAGCGUGUUGGUGCACGCCGCCAACGUGUUCAUGUCGAUGUUGACGAGCGGAAAGUUUGAGAUUAAAGUGGUGGAUCCGGUGGCCGCGGCAGUGGGUACGAAGAUGGUGAGGAGAGCGUUGGAAUACGGGAUAUUAAGUGCGAGGGGAGGUUCGGAAGACGAGUACACGCCUAAUCCGUGCUCGUUUUAUUUGUUGAAUCUGGCUAUUGAUACAACACUCGGCAUCCCAAUCCUCAUCCUCCUAGUCCGCCUCAUCUCCCGCGGCCUGACUUACACCCGCCUCGGCCAACCUCCCGAGUCCCUCCAAUCCGGCAACUACACCCCGCUCGACUCACCACCGGGCACCAAGCCCCGCUGGGGCUGGUGGUUCAAGCAAUCCAUCAUCUACUUCAUCGGUCUUUUGGGGAUGAAGUUUUUCGUUCUCAUUAUCUUCAUGGUCUUCCCCUGGAUUUCUCGCAUCGGCGACUGGGCUCUCGGCUGGACCGAGGGCAACGAGCGUCUGCAGAUUGCUUUCGUCAUGAUGAUCUUCCCGCUCAUAAUGAACGCGCUGCAGUAUUAUAUUAUCGAUUCUUAUAUCAAGAAGCAAGAGUCGAUUCCGGAGGAUGGGGCGGAGAGUGAGGGACUUGUGACCGGAAGGGGGGAUGCGGAGGCUGCGAACCCCCAAGAGAGGGACGGGAGGGGAAGCGUUUACAGUGUUAUCAGUGGGAGUGAUGCUGGUAGCAGCUCGGGGGAUGAUAGUGAUGAUGAGGGGGAGUUGCCCAAGGAUAAGGUUACCAAGGGUGGUAAGAGUGGUAGGACCGGUAAGGGGGUUAAAGGGGGUGUCAAGACUAAAGUGAGAGAGACCCCCGCAGGGGAGGAGGAAUAUGAUCCUGCGGUGGAUGGGGAUACCCCGACUGUCAUCGGGAGCAGCUCUAGUGCGGUGUCUGGUAUAACGGGCGGGAGUAUAAGAGAGGAAAGGCUUAAGGAGUCGGAUUCGUUGAUCUCUCAUGACUGA
Messenger RNA from Sordaria macrospora k-hell, 1614 nucleotides. RefSeq lists its product as uncharacterized. Lineage: Eukaryota; Fungi; Ascomycota; Sordariomycetes; Sordariales; Sordariaceae. Gene Ontology annotation, cellular component: membrane. The record is from RefSeq and is a predicted model, not a curated record.